AUGAUUUUAGACGAUGACUACGCAAACCAGAAUACUGUAACUCGCGAUUUACUGAAGAACAAAUCACAAGAAGCAAUGCAACCUCUCGCAAAAACUUCAAGUCAACCACAUAACCCAGCUGAAUUAUUGGCCAACUCACCGGCUACGAAAUCUGGUUGGCUAUACAAAAGAGGUGAGCACAUCAAAACAUGGCGUCCACGGUACUUCAUUCUUGUGCAAAAUGGGCACUUAUACGGUUAUCGCAAACCUCCGACUGCUAAUGACAGUCAACAGGAAGAACCACUGAAUAAAUUUCAAGUGAUCGACUGUAGCGUUAUACGACAAGAUAAGGUUAAACAAAACGCUUUUGUUAUUCAUUUUAAUCAAAUGAAAAUCGAACGACUAUUCGCGGCUAGUAGCCAACAAGAUCGUGAAGAAUGGAUUUCAGCAAUUGAAAAAAUCAAUCAACAAACAACACCCCAUCUACAGCAUCAGUUGCAAACGCCGAAACAAUUCCAUAACCAAAUGGUUACAAACGAUAAUAGUGAUCAUAUGGAAGACCAUCGUCUGUUAAUGAAUGAAGUUUUCACACGAAGGCCUCAAAUCAAUGAUUUUGAAUAUUUGAAAAUUCUUGGCCGUGGAACAUUCGGUAAAGUUGUACUUUGUCGUGAAAGAACUACGCAGCGAAUCUUUGCAAUGAAAAUGUUGAGAAAAAGUCACGUAAUAACGAAUGGCGAGAUUGUACAUACGAUGGAGGAAAAUAAAAUUUUGCGACGAAUUCGCCAUCCAUUUAUAACAAAUUUAAUAUGUGCAUUUACUACAAGUGAUCGUCUUUGUCUUGUAAUGGAGUGUGUCAAUGGCGGCGAACUUUUCUUUCAUUUGAAUCGGGAGAAACGGUUCUCGGAAGAACGAACAAGAUUUUAUGUAGCAGAAAUUGCUUGCGUUAUUGGUUAUCUUCAUUCGAGGAAGAUCAUUUAUCGUGAUGUCAAAUUGGAAAACAUUUUACUUGAUCGGUUUGGUCAUAUAAAGCUAGUCGAUUUUGGUCUAUGUAAAACCAAUGUUCCAUUCGGAGAAACAACAGUAACAUUUUGUGGUACACCGCAAUAUAUUGCACCGGAGAUUCUUCGAAGGACAUCGUACACGAAUGCGAUCGAUUGGUGGGGAAUUGGUGUUAUUAUGUAUGAGUGUCUUGUUGGUCGAUUGCCGUUUGCGGAUAGUAAAAGUCAGGAAGGUCUCUUUCAGAAAAUUCUCAAUCAUGAACCAGUGUAUCCGCCGACAUUAUCUCCUGUAGCAAGCGAUCUAAUCAGGCGUUUUCUCAAAAAAGAACCAACUGAACGUAUUGGUUCGGGUAUUGAAGAUGCUGUUGAAGUUGAACGACAUCAAUUCUUUGGUGGCAUUCCAUUUCGCUUUUACGAAGAAAAGAAAAUUGAACCACUGUUCAAACCAGAAUUAGAUUCAGAUACUGAUACACGCUAUUUUGAUACUGAAUUUACGAACGAACCUGUUUGUGUAACUCCACCUGGUAGCACAGACUCUUUGAAUGGUCUUGGCUUACCAGAUGACGCUUUUGAACGUUUCACCUAUGUUGGCAAUGAUGGGUUAAGUCAUUUCGCAUCUCGAUCGAUUCUUUCAAUGGCGUCCUCACAUGCUGCUCGUUCUCAAUCAAAUAUUUAUCUCGACGACCCCGAUUAUUAUCACCAACAACUCAAUGCUCCUAAUCUGCAAACUCAACAUUCGGUUUCGACCUACAACAUGCCAUCAUUGGUUGCAUCAUCGACAUCCAUUCGUCCGAAUUCAUCGGCACGAAUGAAAAAUGCCACGAGUAUGCAACAAUUAAAAGAAUCAACCAAUAAUCGCAUUCCUAAUCGCCCAUGGGAAACAACUGAGCAGCAAAACAUGAUUAUGGACCAAGAUGAGCAACAACGACAAUCAACAUUAUCAAUUCCCGACGUUUAUCGACAACAACUAAUAAAUGAACAUCUUAUGUGUAUUCAACAAAUGAUGGCUAGUGGACAAAAUUUUGCUUCUAUGUUCAAUGACGAUCCUGUGUUUGCUCAACAGUUCAUGGCUUAUUUAUCAUCUGGUGAUCAGCAAGACGACGACUACGAUGUGAUGGAAAUCACUGAUGAAUAA
Molecule: messenger RNA, 2112 nt
Organism: Adineta ricciae
Lineage: Eukaryota; Metazoa; Rotifera; Eurotatoria; Adinetida; Adinetidae
Source: the annotation of a GenBank genome assembly